This is a messenger RNA of Varanus komodoensis (Komodo dragon), 2952 nucleotides long. It is a transcript of the gene SLC17A9, whose product is annotated as solute carrier family 17 member 9. The coding region runs from base 174 to 1589 and encodes 471 amino acids. Gene Ontology annotation, molecular function: transmembrane transporter activity. The record is from RefSeq and is a predicted model, not a curated record. Gene Ontology annotation, biological process: transmembrane transport. Lineage: Eukaryota; Metazoa; Chordata; Lepidosauria; Squamata; Varanidae. The transcript has 15 exons.
AAAUUCCCACCCGAGUUGCAGAUCGCUCCGCCGGAUCCAGCCGCGGGCCGGUUGAUGUUGCGGCGUGCGCGAUUAAAUGUUGCUGGGCGACGAGGCUUGGGUCCUUGAGCUGUGCGGCUUCCCGGCUUCGCCUCUGCCUUGGAUACCCAGAGACGUCUCAGAGAAGGAGUUGAAUGGCCUUGAGUGUCGGCAGAAAUGGAGUGCAGGUGAAUGGGCCUGUGCGGCUCUCCCUCUACCACCCAAAGCAUCAGAAACUCCAGCCUGCAAGAGGCUCGCAUCCUCAGCAUCAUGAUGAAGGCAUGAAAAAAGACGGAGUAGCCGAUUCCUUUUGGUCCAGGCCUGAGUCUCGGAUAUGGACCUUGAUGCUGCUACUUGGAACCUGCUUGCUGUACUGCGCACGGGUGACAAUGCCCAUCUGUGUAGUUGCCAUGAGUGCUCACUUUGACUGGGACAAGAAACAGUCUGGCAUUGUGCUGAGUAGCUUUUUCUGGGGCUAUUGCUUAACGCAAAUUCUUGGAGGGCACCUGAGUGACCGGAUAGGAGGAGAGAAAGUCCUGCUCUUCUCCGCAUCUGCCUGGGGGUCCAUCACUGCCAUCUCCCCUCUGCUCAUCUAUCCUGGGUCUGCUCACCUGGUUCUCAUGACCAUCUCCCGGUUCCUAAUGGGGCUCUUGCAAGGGGUUCACUUUCCUGCCCUGGCCAGCCUGCUUUCGCGGAAGGUGCGGGAGAGUGAAAGAGCAUUCACGUAUAGCACCAUUGGAACAGGGUCUCAGUUUGGGACACUGGUGAUGGGGGCCGCCGGGUCUCUCCUCCUCGACUGGUACGGCUGGGAAAGCGUCUUCUACUUCUCAGGCGUGCUGACGUUGCUGUGGGUCUACUGCAUGUACAAAUACCUCCUGAAUGAGAAAGAAAUCAUCCCCCCAUUAGAAGACUUAAUGCAGUGCCUCUCCUUAUCCAAACAGACCAAAGUGCCUUGGAAACAAAUAUUUAGAAAGGCUCCAGUAUGGGCCGUGAUCGUGGCUCAGCUGUGUGCAGCCAGCACCUUUUUUACCCUGCUUUCCUGGCUCCCGACUUUCUUCACAGAAACAUUUCCCGAUUCAAAAGGGUGGAUAUUUAAUGUUGUUCCAUGGCUGGUGGCGAUCCCAAUGAGCUUAUUUGGCGGAUUCCUUUCUGACCGAUGCAUCGAUCAUGGGUAUAAAGCAAUCACUAUUCGUAAGUUUAUGCAGGUUGUUGGCUCAGGUGUCUCCAGUGUUUUUGCCUUGGGUAUCGGCUAUUCCUCCAGUUUUUGCCAAGCGGUUGUGCUUGCGUCGGCCUGCAUCGGAUUCCAGACCUUCAACCACAGUGGCAUCUCCGUCAAUAUACAGGACUUGGCUCCAUCAUGUGCUGGCUUGCUCUUCGGUGUGGCGAAUACAGGUGGAGCUUUAUCAGGCGUUGUGUGCGUGUACUUGGCUGGACACCUCAUCGAAAGUACCGGUUCGUGGGUGCCUGUUUUCAAGCUCGUGGCUGUGGUGAAUGCCCUUGGGCUCGGCACAUUCCUGAUCUUUGGCAAAGCAAAAAGAGUGGACGUGGACUCAGAGUACGUAGACCUCUAGGUCAGUCUCCGGCUCACAUCAGACAAGUCCCCAAAAGGGACGAUGUUCUUGACGUUUCAAAGAAACACCCCAACGCUUACGCCAGCAGAGCUGGCUCCUUGGUACCUUAUUUGGAAGCAGGAAUAGCCUGCCGACGGAGGACAGACCCAACUGUAAGAAAUAAGGCGGCUUGGGUGACCUGCCCUCACACUCAUGCAAGGACUGAUACAGCAGACGCACCAGCAUUUAGAAAGAGCAGAUCCACAGAGGCCCCCUGGGAGACUUCGGGAGCCAGGAGAGCAUCGAAGCCCCAUGCUUCCCUCCACGCCUGCCGGGCAAGAUAGCCUGAUGAGCCUUCACCAGCCUGCCUGGGUCUUAUUGGAGGAAGCCGCCUCUUCCCAGCCAAAAUCAAAGCUCACAUGCAAGAUGGUUUGGAAUUAAGCAAGCGAAGUGCACCCUGCGCUGUGAGAACUGAAGGAAAACCCCUCUCCUCAGCGCGCUCCUUUCCAAAAUCUCCAGGACUGUGGUUUUCUGUCUUUCACCAGUGCUUAAAUUCACAGAGUGGUAAAAGAGCCACUCGCGGCCUUUCACCCACCCUCUCGUGCCUUAGCCAUUGUUGGAACGAGGAAGAGCGAGACAUACAAAAGAAGUCAUUUGAAAGAUAAGCUUUCUCAGGAUAAAGGCCUCUCUCUCUGUUACAGGAGCCAGGAGAGGGAGGCAUUCUAUUGACUGCCUGGAGAUGCACUUAAAUAGCCUUGAUUUUGAAGCUGAGGCUGAAGUCCUUGUGACUGCUCCCUUUGAAUGUUCCAGGAUCCAGCAGAGGAGGCACCUUUGAGUGCUCAGGGAGGGACAGAUCCAAACCAAGUCUUAAUGAAAAAUUUGCAGACACUCCAAGCCUAGCUGUGCCCCUUUCCCAUGGUAGCACCUGGUGUAACGCUGUGCCUUGCAUCCCACCAGCUCAGCUUUCCCCGGUCUUUACCCCGACAAUCAGCGACGUGGAGUGGGAGUGGAGGAACAAAACCUCAGGGUUUUCUGGGCACAGAGAUGUUGCUCUAGAGCUUAGACCAGAAGAGCAACUGCCAAAAGUUCAUUCUCAAGUUCCAUUUGACCUAAAGUGUGUUCCCAUGUUGAACUCAUUGAAUGUUUCUUUGCACUGAUCCCAGUGGCAGCCACUGAGUUAAUGCACCUCGUUUGCUCCCUGUCUGUAACUGUGACAUUUUUGUUGACAAAUUCGGUGUUUGGAUGCACGCGGUUCAUACUGGGUGUGUCUUUUAGGGUAGCUCUUUUUGGAUUUUGGCCUUUAAAAAGAGAAGAGCAAAAAAGACAACCGGCAGCCAGCUCCUUGCUGAGCCUUGUCUGUCAGAUAAUAAAGAUGACAAAAUGA